This is a messenger RNA of Monoraphidium neglectum, 3141 nucleotides long. RefSeq names its product flagellar associated protein. Lineage: Eukaryota; Viridiplantae; Chlorophyta; Chlorophyceae; Sphaeropleales; Selenastraceae. The record is from RefSeq and is a predicted model, not a curated record. The annotation marks the transcript as partial. The transcript has 18 exons. Gene Ontology annotation, biological process: cilium movement involved in cell motility; axoneme assembly.
AUGUCGCCGGUGUGCCGCGACGACGCGCUGGGCGAAGCGGGUGCCGGGGCAGGGCUCCCGCAGGACCAGUUCGCAGUGCGCGCCCUGUACGCGGCCGGCCAGCUGGUGGCGCAGCAGGCGUCUGCCUUGAAGGGCCGAGCGCUGGUGGACGCCACUCUGGAGGCGCGCGACGGCGCCAGGGCGCACCUGCUGGCCAGCCAGGGCGCCGUGUGCCAGGCGCUGGAAAAAGCAGGGGACGCGGCCCCGCCCGAGUGGCGCGUGCGGCAGUUGAUGGCCCUGGCCAUGUGCCAAGCCGAAUGUGGGCGCGCUGACGAGGCGGGCCGGGUGCUGGGGCGGGCCCAAGACCUGGCGAACAGAUGCGGCCUUGAGAGCAGGCAAGAGGUGGCGCGCCUCUCGAUGCACAUCACCUGCACGGCAGCCAAAGCCACCCCCGCGGGCAAGCCUGGCCCCGGCGGCAAGGGCGCGCCCGCCGCCAGCGUGCCGCCGCCCCUUGCGAAAGCGCCAGCGCCGGGUGCCUCGGCCGGCGCCACGACCGCGGCCGCGGCGCCGGCUGCAAACGCAGCGGCGGCGGGGCGCAAAGGCGGGAAGGGCGGCCCCGCCGCCGCAGCGGCGGCGGCGGCGGCGGAGUCGGCAGCCGCUGCUGUGCACGUGACUCAGGCUGAGAAAGAUAGCGCAGUGGCUUCCUUUCAAUGGGUGAUGUCAUCACGGCCGGACGUGACGGUGGCGGCGCAGCAGCUCAAGGACGCCUGGGCGCGGGUCGACCCGCGGCCCCAGGGGACGACAAGGGGGGUCAACCUCGGGGUGGUGGCCCGUAUCGCGUGGGCCGCCGCCUGCUGCGGCGCGGCGCCGCUCGCCGAGGCGUGCGCGGCGCGCGCGUCAGCGGCGCCAGACCUGGGGCCGAGGGCGUGGGCGGACCUUGCACGAGCGGCGCUGGCACUGGCGGCGGCGAGGGCGCCGGAGGGGGUGGCGCCACCAACAGACAAAGCCUCCGACCCCGUGCCCGUGCGGCGCGCGGCGGACGCGCACGCGGCUGUACUGGAGGCCCUGGAGGAUGUGCUGGGCGCGUUCCUGAGGCUGAGGGAUGCAGAGGGCAUCCACUACGCCUCCAAGCUCGCGUGGAAUGCGGGUCUGCCGCUGCUGCAGCCCAACACGCGCCGCCGCGUCAAGCGCUGCUUCGCGAGCGCCGCCAGGGCGCUCGAGGCCGUCGCGUCGCCGCUGGGGCGCCUGAGGGCGCAGCUGCACCUGGAGCUCGGAAAGUGUGAGGCGGACGACGACGCGCUGGUCAAGGCGGCCAAGGAGGUCCACCAGGCGCUGGCCCUGGACUACGCGGCUGCGGCGGAAGAGCGGGCGCAGCAGCUGGCGCCCCUGGACCGCGCGUUCCGCGUGCGCGCAGGCUUUGAGUCUGGCGGCCUCGAAGAUGCGGCCCUCGCGGCGCUGGAGCGCGCGCGCGGCAGCGACAGCCCCGCCCUGCGCGCCGAGUACCUGUCAAAGGCAAUCGCCCAGCUCUCCUCCCUCCCGCAGCUCGCGCCGCCCGACGCGUCUGUACCGCCCGCGGAGCGGGCGCCUGCGCAGGUCACAGCGCGCACGCGCGCGAGCAUAUGGGCGGAAGUCGUGAGGGUGGCGUGGGCGGCGCGGCUCGAGGCCGUCGUCCUCGACGCGGCGCCGUUUGUGCUGGCGGCGCGCUGGGCCCCCGAGGUUGACCGCCGCAUGACGGCGCUGCAGGCCGAGAUUGCCGCGUUGGAGGUCGAGGCGAAGCUCCAGGCGGAGGUGGUGCCGCCGGCGGACCCGUCUGCCGGCAAGGUUGAUGUGGAGGACGGCAUCAGGGUGCCGCCCACAACUGCCGAGCAGCUGCAGAGGCGGGUGGCAGACGGCAUAUUGGAGAGCAUGCGCGCCGCCGCGGAAGCUCAGGAGCCAUGGCGUCUGGCCAACAGCGCGGCGCUGGCCUGGAACGCCUACCUGCCCCUGCUGCAGCGCCGCCGCCACGCGGAGGCGCUGCCCGUCCUGCUGCCGGCGCUGCAGCUGCUCCUCCAGCCCGCCGCGGCGGCGGGCCCGGGGCCGCCCCCGCCGCCUGGGGGGUCGUCGGGCGCGCAGCAACAGCAACAGCAGCAGCAGCCGGCGGCGGGGGCGGGCGCCGCGCAGCCGGCAGGCGGCCAGCCGGCGCAGGCGGCCGGGAGGCGAUGGGAGCUGGCCGCGAAGCUCGCAGAGGCGGUGGCAAACGGGGCGGAGCACGUGGCGUUGCUGCAGAUGUUGAGGCCGGCGCCGCCCGCACCCGCCGCGUCUGAGACCUCAAGGGCGUCGUCCCCCGCGCCCCGCCCGGGCUCCGCGCUCGCGGCCGUGGCCGCGGCCGUGGUGGCAGCGGCAGGGGGCGGCGACGGCGGGGCGCGGCAGCUGGCGUUCAGGCAGGGGUUGACGCCCUGGUUCUGCGACCUGCAGCAGGCACGCCACAAAGCCGCGGCCGCCGGCCCCGAGGGGCUGAAGCGCCUCGCCUCCCCCGACCAGCCGAAGGCACUGUCGGUGCUGAUGUCAUCCGCCGCCGCCACCUGCCAAGAGGCGCUCGCGCGCGGCGCCGCAGCCGGCGCGCCGCAGCCGCAGUCGCUGCUGCGCGCCUUCGCCCGCCUGCAGCAGUUGUGGGCGGCCGCCGGCGCCGCAGACGCGGCGCCGGCCGGUCCGGCGGCGGCGGCCGCCGCCUCUGCCGCCGCCGCCGCUGCUGCAGCAGGCGGCGGCGGGGCCGCGCCCGCGCCGCUGCUGCUGCCGCCUGGGGCCCCUCCUGCCCUGGAGCUGUCUGCCAAGGUGCUGUCUGCGAUAGAGGCGCUGACAGCAUCGCCGGCGCCGGCGGACGCAGCGGGCCAGGCCAAGACUGAGCAGGCGAGCCCAGCCGCCUGUGCCGUCCGCGCGGCGAUGACUCAGGUGUCGCAGCUGCCUGCGGCCGACGCAGAACUUUGGGCGCGCCUCUCCCGCGCGGCCGCCGCGCAGCGCUGCUGGCCCCACGCCCGCGACUGCGCGCGCGGGGCGCUGCCGCCCGAGCUCCGGGCGCCGGGCGCCCUCGAGGCGCUCGGGGCCGCGGCGGCGGCGCCGCCGCCGCCGCAUGUCGCGCGGGAGACGUGGUUCUGGCUGGCCGUUGCGGAGAUGCAGCACGGGCAG